UAGCCUGUGUAUAAGGUGCAGCCUCCCACAACAUCAGACAUCUAGUAAAGCAGAGAGGAUCCUACUACAGCAACAAUGCUGCUUCUACUGUGUCUGCUGCUUCCUCUGGGACACACUUCAGCUCAGGUGGUGGAGGAAAUUGUGAAGCCAAAAUAUGUCCAACAGUUGGGAGGUUGGAGGAACUUGCCGGUCAAUUUGGAGAAAGUCAAGGCCCUGGCCCAAUUUGCAGAGAAAAAUUACAAUCAAGAAAGCGACAACAACUAUUGGUUCCACGCCAAAGAGGUGCUCGGUGCCAGCAUGCAGGUUGUUAAUGGAAUCAAUUUUAGCCUGGAUCUGAUUAUGGAGAAAACUGGUUGUCUGAAAGAGGAGAAACCUGAAAAUGAGGAAUGUUCCCUCCCCAGCGAUUCAGAUGAAAUGAUGGAAAAAUGUCAGUUUUUAAUCUUGGAAAAAUCAUGGAGGAAUCAAAUAUCCGUUAAUGGGAAGAAAUGUGAACCGUACACCGCGUGAUAUAAAUAUCUCUUGCGUUUCCUUUGUUUUUAGUUGCAUAAAUCUCCCUUUUAUUUUAUUCUUCCAUUCUUAUUCUUAAGGCUUUUUGACUUUAAAUGCUCAGACAUUAAACUGUUCUUAAAUCCA
Messenger RNA from Bombina bombina (fire-bellied toad), 633 nucleotides. Its product is annotated as cystatin. Gene Ontology annotation, molecular function: cysteine-type endopeptidase inhibitor activity. The record is from RefSeq and is a predicted model, not a curated record. The transcript has 3 exons. Lineage: Eukaryota; Metazoa; Chordata; Amphibia; Anura; Bombinatoridae. The coding region runs from base 76 to 507 and encodes 143 amino acids.